Messenger RNA from Cicer arietinum (chickpea), 1184 nucleotides. Its product is annotated as fasciclin-like arabinogalactan protein 11. The record is from RefSeq and is a predicted model, not a curated record. NCBI's taxonomy places the organism in Eukaryota, Viridiplantae, Streptophyta, Magnoliopsida, Fabales, Fabaceae. Gene Ontology annotation, cellular component: plasma membrane. Gene Ontology annotation, biological process: plant-type secondary cell wall biogenesis.
CCUCCUUACUCUCCAAUUCACACAUCCAACAUACAACAAAUUAGCAAAAUAUCCAAUCAUCAAAAACCAAACAUGAAACAACAAAUUCUAUUUUCAUUCUCACUCUUUCUACUCACAUUCUCCUCAUUCUAUUAUCCCAUUAACACAGCAUCAACAGCACCAGCAUCAUCCCCAAAACUUGCACCAGCACCAAAAUCACCAUCACCAGCAUCAUCAAAACCAUUAGUCCCAACGUUACCAGACACCUCUGAUUCCACCACACCAGACGACAUAACCAAAAUCCUUAAAAAGGCGAAAACAUUCGCCAUCCUAACCCGUCUCUUAAAAACAACCGAAAUCGUGGACAACUUAAACUCGCAGCUCAUAACAGCAAAAUCCGGAGGACUAACAAUCUUCGCACCCGAUGACUCGGCUUUCUCGAAUCUCAAACCCGGGUUCCUCAACUCGCUAAACGAAAACAAAAAAAUUGAACUUUUACAGUUCCACAUUCUUCCACAGUUUGUUGACAGCAACAAUUUUGAUUCUUUAAGUAACCCAGUUGAAACAGUAGCUGGUAAAGACCCUUUGAAGCUUCCAUUUAAUGUUGAAUCCCUUGGUAACAGUGUUAAUAUUUCAACUGGUGUUGUUAAUGCUACUGUUACUGGUGUUGUGUAUCAAGAUAACAAGCUUGCAAUUUAUCGUUUGGAUAAAGUUUUGCUUCCUUUGGAUUUCUUUCCUUCUAAGGUACAUGCUUCUGCUCCUGUUGCUGCAAAAGCACCUAAAGCUGAUGAUCAUAAGGAUAAAUCAUCUUCUGCAGAAGAUAAUGAGGAUGGUGAGACAACGCAGGGUCAGAAAAAAUCUGGAGCAGUGAGUUUCAUUACAAUUGAAGGAACAAGAACAAUGUUGGUGUCACUUGGAGUAGCUUUUGUUGCUGUUGCAAUGAUUUGAAACAAUUGAGCAUGUUUCUUUUGUUUUCUUUUUUCUUUUGAACUUUGUUUUCCUCUGUUCUGAUAUUGGUGUGAACCAUGUUUUUUCCUUGUAAAAUUGUCUGAAUAUUUGGUUUGAGUAAUUUGAUUUAAUUUAUAUUUAUGGAUUAAAUUAAAACAAUCUCUAUUGGAAUUUCAUGCAUCUUGCACGAUCAUUCAUCGGUAGAUUCUUGAAUAGUCGUGUGAGGUGUCUUAUUUUGUGAUAAUUUACGUUGGUUA